Phacochoerus africanus (Common warthog) is the source of this 913-nucleotide messenger RNA. RefSeq names its product myosin light chain kinase, smooth muscle-like. Bases 89 to 652 code for a protein of 187 amino acids. The record is from RefSeq and is a predicted model, not a curated record. Gene Ontology annotation, cellular component: plasma membrane. Lineage: Eukaryota; Metazoa; Chordata; Mammalia; Artiodactyla; Suidae. Gene Ontology annotation, biological process: homophilic cell-cell adhesion. The transcript has a single exon.
AUUUUAAAAUUCCAGAAAACUCAGAUGCCAUGUUCAAAUGUUCAGUUAUAGGCAUCCCAACUCCCGAAGUGAAAUGGUAUAAGAAUAUAUGUGCAUUGAGCCUGAUGAUGUCAAGUAUGUGAUUAGUGAGGAGAAUGGAAGUCAUACCCUUAAAAUCCGCAAUGUUGGUCUGUCCGAUAGUGCCACGUACAGGUGCAGAGCUAUGAAUCGUGUAGGGGAGGCCAUCUGUCGGGGGUUCCUUACCAUGGGAGAUUCUGAAAUGUUGGCUCUGAUGGCAAAGAAAAGCAAAGUGACUCUAAGCAGUUUGAAGGAAGAAUUAGUCUUGAAGAGAAAAUACGCAGACAGCUUCUUUGAAUUUCAGGUGAUGGAAGGGCCUCCCAGGUUUAUUAAAGGCAUUUCCGACUGUUGUGCACCGUUAGGUACAGCAGCUUAUUUCCAGUGUUUAGUCCGUGGCUCUCCGAGGCCCACCGUUUACUGGUACAAAGAUGGGAAGUUGGUGCAAGGAGCAAGAUUCAGUGCUGAGGAAAGUGGCAUAGGGUUCCACAACCUAUUCAUAACAGGCUUAGUAAAAGAUGAUGAAGGUGAGUACAGGUGUGUGGCUACAAACAAAUCAGGCAUGGCUGAGGCCUAUGCAGUGCUCAGCCUCACUUAAAGUUCCUUGUAGUGCCUCCACACUGAUGAGAAUUGACCUGAGUGCUUUCACAUUUUCCAAAUUAUAUACAUCUAAGAAAUUUACAAGUACGUCUACUCUUGGAACACAUGACAUUGAAAACCCCCGGGAAAAGUUUCUCUAUGUGGAGAUAUCCUGUUUGUCUCACCUGUAAAUAUCCUGUUAUCUAAACUGUGGAAUGAUCACCUGUGUCAGUUCUGCUGUCAAUCAUCAAACACUAUUAAACAUCUCCUUGGCCACCUA